Molecule: messenger RNA, 1740 nt
Organism: Spodoptera exigua (beet armyworm)
Lineage: Eukaryota; Metazoa; Arthropoda; Insecta; Lepidoptera; Noctuidae
Source: the annotation of a GenBank genome assembly
GAAUGAAAAUGUGCAUUGUUGUUUUGUGUCAGCACUAAUUGGAACCAAACAGUUUUUAUAUCAUCCACUGAGAUAAUCAGUAAUGGUGGUUUAAGAAAAUGAUGGCGACCACCACGAUGGUAGUAUCACCUUUAGCAACACAACCAUCACCCAAGAACAAGCGUCGCUUGUUCGCAGAGGCCCGCCAGAAUAGCCUUCAAAAAUUAAGCAUAAUUUUUGACCACGGGAAUAAAAAUGGCAAUGGUGGGGAGACGACAUGGUGUUUCAGCCAGGUGAAGGGUACCUUGGAAGAUGACGUCACCGAAGCUGAUCUGAUAUCAUGCGUAGAAUUCAACCAUGACGGCGAAUUACUCGCCACUGGCGACAAGGGCGGCAGGGUUGUCAUAUUUCAGAGGGACCCAGCAUCGAAACAAUGCGUCCCCAAGAAGGGAGAGUACAACGUGUACUCGACAUUCCAAUCACAUGAACCGGAGUUCGAUUAUCUCAAAUCAUUGGAGAUUGAGGAGAAAAUCAACAAGAUCCGAUGGUUGAAACGGAAGAACCAGGCACACUUCUUGCUCUCCACCAACGAUAAGACCAUCAAACUGUGGAAGGUGUCGGAGCGUGACAAGCGGGUGACAGGCUACAAUACGCGCGAGGAAGGAGGUCGGCCACGCGACCCUGCGCGCAUCACGCAGCUUCGCGUCCCCACCGUGCGCCCUGCCGAGCUCAUGGUUGAAGCCUCGCCUAGGAGAAUAUUCGCCAACGCUCACACAUACCACAUAAACUCAAUAUCUCUGAACUCGGACCAGGAGACGUACCUCUCAGCAGAUGACCUGCGCAUCAACCUCUGGCACCUGGAGAUCACUGAUCAGAGCUUCAAUAUUGUUGAUAUUAAACCCGCCAAUAUGGAGGAGCUUACAGAGGUCAUAACGGCGGCGGAGUUCCAUCCGACUGAAUGCAAUCUCUUUGUCUAUUCUAGUAGUAAGGGUACGAUUAGGCUAUGCGACAUGCGCGCGGCGGCGUUAUGCGACCGCCACGCGAAGCUGUUCGAGGAGCCGGAGGAUCCACACGCAAGGUCAUUUUUCUCCGAGAUCAUCUCCUCCAUCAGCGACGUCAAGCUUAGUAAUUCUGGCAGAUACAUGAUGUCGCGAGACUACCUAGGUUUAAAAGUAUGGGACUUACGCAUGGAGACGAAACCGGUGGAAACAUACCCAGUACACGAGUACCUACGCUCCAAACUAUGUUCCCUGUAUGAGAAUGAUUGUAUCUUCGAUAAGUUUGAGUGCUGCUGGAGCGGAGACGACCAGCGGCUCAUGACCGGAUCUUAUAAUGGAUUCUUUAGGAUAUUCGAGCGCGGAGGCUGCGGGUCAGGUUGCGGCGCGCGGCGCGGCGAGCUGACGCUGGAGGCGGCGCGGGACGCGGCCGCGCGGCCCCGCCAGCCGCUGCGGGCCAGGCGCGUCGCCACCACGGCCAAGAGGAAGAAGGACGAAAUAAGCGUAGACUGCCUGGACUUUAACAAGAAGAUUCUCCAUACGGCAUGGCAUCCUCACGAGAGUAUAAUAGCAGUGGCGGCCACAAACAACCUCUUCAUAUUCCAGGACAAGUUCUAGCAGUCGCCUGACCCUCGCACCGGGAUCUCGCACGGUACUUAGUAUAACACUGUUCUAGAGGCAAGAUUUUCGCUCAAAACAGAUGGCGACACUAUCGCUUUACGUCUUAGGGUCCUUAUUAACAUGUGAUUCAUCAUUAAUUUUGGUA